Messenger RNA from Manis javanica (Malayan pangolin), 1264 nucleotides. The record is from RefSeq and is a predicted model, not a curated record. Lineage: Eukaryota; Metazoa; Chordata; Mammalia; Pholidota; Manidae.
UACGAAUGUAAGGAUUGUGGGAAAGCCUUUAGUUUUGGAUCAGGCCUUAUACGACAUCAGAUAAUUCAUAGUGGUGAAAAGCCUUAUGAGUGUAAGGAAUGUGGAAAGUCCUUUAGUUUUGAAUCAGCCCUUACUCGGCACCACAGAAUUCACACAGGUGAGAAACCUUAUGAAUGUAAGGAUUGUGGAAAAGCCUUUGGCAGUGGUUCAAACCUUACUCAACAUAGGAGGAUUCACACUGGUGAGAAACCUUAUGAAUGUAAAGCAUGCGGAAUGUCCUUUAGUAGUGGGUCAGCCCUUACUCGACAUCAGAGAAUUCAUACUGGUGAGAAACCAUAUAUAUGUAAUGAAUGUGGGAAGGCUUUUAGUUUUGGAUCAGCCCUUACUCGACAUCAAAGAAUUCAUACUGGUGAGAAGCCUUAUGUAUGUAAGGAAUGUGGGAAGGCUUUUAAUAGUGGCUCAGAUCUCACUCAACAUCAGAGAAUUCACACUGGUGAGAAACCUUAUGAAUGUGAAGAAUGUGAGAAAGCCUUUAGAAGUGGUUCAAAACUUAUUCAGCAUCAAAGAAUGCAUACUGGUGAGAAACCCUAUGAGUGUAAGGAAUGUGGGAAGGGCUUUAGUAGUGGUUCAGAUCUUACUCAACAUCAGAGAAUACAUACUGGUGAGAAACCCUAUGAAUGUAAAGAAUGUGGGAAGGCCUUUGGUAGUGGCUCAAAACUUAUUCAGCACCAACUGAUUCACACUGGUGAAAAACCCUAUGAAUGUAAAGAAUGUGGGAAGCCCUUUAGUAGUGUCUCAGCUCUUAAUCGGCACCAGAGAAUACACACUGGUGAGAAACCGUAUGAAUGUAAGGAAUGUAGGGAGACUUUUGGUACUGGCUCAAGCCUUACUCAACAUCAGAGAAUUCAUACUGGUGAGAACUAUGAAUGUAAGGAAUGUGGGAAGGCUUUUGGAAGGGGUUCAGAAAUUCGGCAACAUAAGAAAAGUCAUACCAAUGAGAAGCUCUGUGAGUUGGAAACUCUGUAAGUUGGAAUUACGUGGUUAAGAAAGGACAAAUGGCAUAUAACAAAAUACAUACUAGUGAGAAUACCUACAAAUGUCAUUAAGGUACAGAUGCCUUACUAAUGCUUUACCACUUAGCCUAAGGGAAUUCAUAUGGGGGGGAAAGCCCACUCUGAAUAAAAUAAAUAUUUGAGGUUCUUUAUAUUCACUCCAUUACUUUUGGAAAAUUCUUACUUGUAAAUAUUAAAAAUUGGAAAAACUU